UUGCCGACGAUCACACGGCUCGAUAUAUACGUACCUAUACACAUAUAGGUAUACCUAAGUAAUAUCGAUUCAAAAGGAAAAUCUAUUUUUCAUUAGUUUAACAUAUUUCUGAUAUACCUAUCUACCGGUGAUCAUUUUUGAACUGCUUUAAAAAUACAAUCAUGAAAAUAAAAGUGUUGUUCGCAUAGCAGUGUAUUUACCUAUCACGCGUUAAGUCUAUUGUUGAAUUCCUACGAAUUCGGUCUACACAGACAUCAUAAAUUUUUAAUAAUUGCAGGUAUGUCCACCACAAUGACCGUAGAGCCUUCUACGGUGCAGCAGCCGAAGCUGAAGAAGUCACGUGAAGCCAACUGGCCGGCAGUGCUGUUCUUCAUACACAUUCACCUACUUUCAUUGUAUGGCAUAUGGCUAAUACUCUUUGAAGCGAAGCUGUUGACUAUUUUGUUGUUGGUUUUCCUGUCUUCCAUCGCUAUAUUAGGAGUAACUAUAGGCUCACACAGACUAUGGGCUCACAAAACCUACAAAGCUAGUACAAAACUAAGGAUAAUUCUUAUGCUGUUUCAAACCUUAGCGGGGCACGGAUCAAUAUAUGACUGGGUACAAAACCACAGGUUUCACCAUGCGUACUACAAGACUGACGCGGACCCUUACGAUUCAAGAAAAGGCUUCGUCUUUGCUCAUUUCCACACUAGGCUACAGAAACUCAGCGAAUAUCAAGAAUCUUUGAAGAAUACCAUUGAUAUGUCUGAUAUUGAAAAAGAUUCAGUUGUUAUGUUUCAAAAAAGGUUUUACUGGGUUAUGUAUGCCGUUCUAUUUAUUCUGCUGCCUAUCAACGCACCCCUCGAGUAUUGGAACGACUCCAUAUUGAGCGCCGUUUUCAUAAUUGGUUUCGUUCGUUACGCUAUUGUUCUUCAUGCAUCCUGGCUACUGGAGAGCGGGGUGUGCCUGUGGGGACUCAAGGAAGGCGAAAAGUACCCUCCAGAUACCAACUUGGUAUUCAUUCUCUCAAAGACUUACUGGCCUGAAUACCAUUACAUAUACCCUUGCGACUACAAGUCAGGCGAAUAUGGCACUUAUGGAUCUGGUUGUUCAACUGCUUUCAUUCGGGUACUCGCCGCUUUGGGAGAAGCUACAGAUCUUUGCACUUUAGAAACAAAGACACUACACAAGGCCUUAGCUGUAGCAGCAAGAACUAAAAAGCCGUUAACUGCAUGUAUAGAAAACGCGAUUUGUCAACAAGCCUUAGAGAAAGACCAUUUCUUAAAAUCAUGAUUAUUUAACAUAAAAACUCUAUUAUUUUAUUAAACAAUUUAUUCAAAUA
Molecule: messenger RNA, 1321 nt
Organism: Maniola jurtina (meadow brown)
Lineage: Eukaryota; Metazoa; Arthropoda; Insecta; Lepidoptera; Nymphalidae
Gene: BmorPDSN
Product: acyl-CoA Delta-9 desaturase
Exons: 7
Coding region: 280-1272 (330 amino acids)
Biological process (GO): unsaturated fatty acid biosynthetic process
Cellular component (GO): endoplasmic reticulum membrane
Molecular function (GO): iron ion binding; stearoyl-CoA 9-desaturase activity
Source: RefSeq, a predicted model, not a curated record